Molecule: messenger RNA, 1168 nt
Organism: Pseudogymnoascus verrucosus
Lineage: Eukaryota; Fungi; Ascomycota; Leotiomycetes; Thelebolales; Thelebolaceae
Exons: 3
Coding region: 182-952 (256 amino acids)
Cellular component (GO): intracellular anatomical structure
Molecular function (GO): oxidoreductase activity, acting on NAD(P)H, oxygen as acceptor
Source: RefSeq, a predicted model, not a curated record
CCUACUUGCUCUCACCAUGCUUAGUCUUUAGACACGAAACGGAAUAAACUCCGAGAGAAGGUGGGGUUAUCCCAUGACGUUUUUCGGAUAAGACAUCCCCGUCUGCCCCCGCACCCCACCAACGUCUUUGAGUAAACAAAUCUGCAGCACAAUCAUCAGGGGCACCUAUAACUAUUUUAACAUGCCUACCUCCAAAGUUAUUAUCCUCACGGGCGCCUCGCGCGGAAUUGGCCUCGCUGCCGCAAAAUUCCUACUUCAGGAAGGACACCGGCUCGUCGUCGUAGCGCGGACCGCGGGGCCAAUGGAGGAGUUGAAGGGCGGAUUCCCAGGAAAGGUCGAGAUCGUUGUUGGGGAUGCAACAGGGGAGGAGGUCUCCCAGAAGGCGGUAUCCCUCGCGCUCAGCUCCUUCUCGCGACUCGACGGCCUCAUUCUUAACCAUGGCACUCUCGAGCCAGUAGCCCGCAUCGCUGAUGCUACUGCCUCCGCCUGGCGCGCCGCAUUUGACACCAAUGUCUUCAGCUGCAUCUCGUUUAUACAGGCUGCCCUGCCGUCACUGCGGGAGUCAGGCGGCCGCAUCAUCGCCGUCUCUUCUGGCGCAGCCACAAAUUCGUACGCGGGAUGGGGUGCGUACGGCGCGACGAAGGCGGCGCUGAAUCACAUUGUUGGCACGGUGGAGAGAGAAGAGGGGAGCAAGGGCGUUGUUGCUGUGGCGGUGAGGCCAGGAGUUGUUGAUACGGAGAUGCAGAGGGAUAUUAGGGAAGUCCACGGGGCUGGGAUGGAUGAGGGGGAUGUGGCACGGUUUAAGGGACUUAAGGAGGAGGGGGGUUUACUGAGGCCGGAACAGCCUGGGAAUGUGCUUGGGCGACUGGCGGUAGAGGCGGAGAAAGAACUUGGAGGGAAGUUUCUCAGCUGGAAUGCACCUGAACUUGUCAAGUUCCAGGACAAGCAGUGAUGAGACCGUACAGAGAAAUCACUUUUGGAUAUGUCAGCGAAUUCCAAGGAUAUGACAAUAGAAUAGACAUAUAGUGGGGUUGGGCUUCAGUUGAAAGAUGAAAAGUCUCGAAGUUUAUCAGCAUCAGACGAAUGUCUUCAGCAUUAGCAUGGAAUGUUACAUCAUAAGCCGGAAUAGAAAGAUGAAAUGUUGAAUAUUUACCUUGUUGUAUCGAGG